Molecule: messenger RNA, 492 nt
Organism: Ordospora colligata OC4
Lineage: Eukaryota; Fungi; Microsporidia; Ordosporidae
Exons: 1
Coding region: 1-492 (163 amino acids)
Source: RefSeq, a predicted model, not a curated record
AUGAUAGGACGAUCUCUUAGUGAAGUGUUGGAUGUGAAAUUGUUUGAAAAUAGAAGGAUAUGUAUUGAUGAGGUUUUACCUCAGAAUGUGGAUUUUUUUGUAGUUGAGAUGUCUGAUAUUCUGAAAGCGUGUAUAUUUGCAUUUAACGAAAGCUCUGAGCAUUACAAAAAGAUUGCAGUGCGAUAUGGAUGGAAUGUGAGUGUGAAAUCUGUGUACGAGUGUAGUUAUGUGGAUUCUGGUAUUUUGGAUGAUGUCUGGUGUGCAUUGAAUGUGCAUGAAUGCAAUGCAAGCGGAUGGAUUGAUGUAUACAGAUCGAAUACAUGCAAAGUGACUGACUGGUACAAGUAUGAUAUUGUUGUGAGAGUUGAGCCUUUGAGUAGUGGUGUUUCAACAGAAAUAGAUGGGAGAGUGGUGGUUUUUGAUAGGGAAAGAGAAUAUAUGAAAGUGAAGUAUAAGGUGCUUGGGAAUAAGGUUGUUUAUUACAUUGAGUAA